Molecule: messenger RNA, 687 nt
Organism: Cladocopium goreaui
Lineage: Eukaryota; Dinophyceae; Suessiales; Symbiodiniaceae
Source: the annotation of a GenBank genome assembly
UCCAGAAUUUGGGGAGUGCCUGUGGGGAUGACCGUCAGUGGAUAGAGGCCGUUGGGCCGGGGGCCGGUGUUUUUUUUUCCCCGGUGGAGACACGAUGCGGAGGUUAUCGAAACUCCGGAGGGCCACGACGAAAGAAGUUGCGUUGGAGCAAGUGGCGAAGGUGAAGAAGGCCUUCGCAUCUCCGCUGCUACCGUCGGCCUUCCAACAACUGCAUGCGGAGACCGGGGUGGAACGAGCGAGGAAGAGACAGCACUUGGGCAACAAAGCCUGGUUCAAUCUGCUGAUUGGAGUCAUGCUGUGUGUCAAUACCAUCGUUAUUGGCAUCGAGACCGACUACUCCAGGGGUCGAAAGUUGGAGGAUCGCCUGGUAUUCUUUAUCAUCGAGACCCUCUUCGCAGUGACAUUCUUUAGCGAGGUCAUUGUGAGGAUGCAUCACCAUGGCUGGGAAUAUGCUAUCGAUCCGUGGAAUAUUUUCGACUACUGCCUGGUGGUCUUCGGCUGGACGGAUGUCUUGGUGUCCGUGACCGACACAGGGAGUGGCGGCCUGCGGCUGGCGUCGUCCUUGCGGCUCUUUCGACUGCUGCGGGUGGUGCGGAGCAUUCGGGGCAUCAAGGUGUUGGCAGGUCUUUGGGUAGUAAUCCAGGGUCUUCUGGACUCCUAUCGCACAGUGCUUUGGGUAGCUUUUGC